UCUCUCAGUCUCCCUUCGACAGUGGUAGGGGACGUACACACUCCUCACAGCUCACGCACACACACACACACACACACACACACGCACGCACACAGACACACACACACACACACAUUAUGUAGAUUUUGAGUGUGCGUGUGUUCGUGUGUGUGUCAGCAAGAUGGUCUCCUAAUCGUAAUGACGCGAGAAGAAGAAGAAGAAGAAGAAGAAAAUAUAUACUUUUAACACUCCUCCUCCCUCCUCCUCCUCCUCCUCCUCCUCCUCCUCCUCUAUAAUGACUUGCAAAGCGCCCCCGCCCCUCCCCUCCAGGCCGCCCCCCAAUACAGGGUCACUCAAAAUCAUCAAGUCACCACAUAUUUUUGACGUUCACCAGGCGAUAAUCAACAAAAACACAGGGGAAAUAGAUAGAUUAGCACACACAGGCCUCGAUCUUGGCCAGCCCAUCAGAGGAACCACAGCUCUCUCCCUCGCUGUCUACCACGGCAACACUGAGGCUGUGAAAUGUUUGCUGUGUGCAGGCGCCCCCGUCAACAGGCGAAGCAAGGACCAUUUAGACAGGCUCGAGACACCUCUUAUCUCUGCCAUCAGGCUGGGACACCGGGAGAUUUUUGAAACCCUUGUGAGGAGUGGCGCGGCGCUGGACCUUCGGGACUUCUACAACCAGACGCCGCUGUGGUUCGCUGUGAAGGAGCAGCGGUUCAGUUUUGUGGUCCAUCUUCUGAAGUCUGGAGCGCCAAUUUUGUUCACGAAAGCGACAGAAAAUCCGCUAAAUUUAGCAAUGCAGUUUUUAGGGUAUAGGGGGCGUCGCGAGAUGGUUCUGGAGUUAAUCGCAGCCGGCCUCCCGUUAACCCAAGAGGACUAUAAGGGUCAGAACAGCCUAUAUUGGGCCUACACACACGGAGACCUGCCCAUCUUCACUCUCCUCAUACAAGCUGGGGUGAGAUUAAAAGCCUUCGAGUGGCUCAACCUAACAGCCAAUCAGAGCGCAGGAAAGGACUGGCGAUUUGAUGAAGGCGUUUCUGAUUGGCUGAGAGAGACGCUAACCAACCCCACAUCCCUUCUCCACCAAUCACGUCGCUUCAUUCGCUCCUAUUUAGUUAACAUGCAUGGAAGGGAUGUGAGACCCCUCCUGCGCGCCCUCACGUUGCCCCCCAGCCUACCCCUGCCCCCUCCCCUCCUGGACUGCCUCUCCCUACGCGCCCCCCUCGCCCAUGCAGCGGAAAACCCCCCGAAAGUGUCUGAGAGUAGGCAACCGCCCCCCAUACUGUUAUGAGAGAGAGAGAGAGAGAGAGAGAGAGAGAAUUUUACCGUCUGUGUGUGUGUGUGUGUGUGUGUGUGUGUGUGUGUGUGUGUGUGUGUCAACGUGUCCCAAACGUGUCUACCUCUCCAUUAGUGAUACGAAAUUAAUCAAAAUGGUGAUGAUGAUGAUGAUGAUGAUGAUGA
Messenger RNA from Portunus trituberculatus (swimming crab), 1443 nucleotides. RefSeq names its product ankyrin repeat domain-containing protein 20B-like. Gene Ontology annotation, molecular function: protein binding. The coding region runs from base 275 to 1273 and encodes 332 amino acids. Lineage: Eukaryota; Metazoa; Arthropoda; Malacostraca; Decapoda; Portunidae. The transcript has 5 exons. The record is from RefSeq and is a predicted model, not a curated record.